Molecule: messenger RNA, 549 nt
Organism: Danaus chrysippus (African queen)
Lineage: Eukaryota; Metazoa; Arthropoda; Insecta; Lepidoptera; Nymphalidae
Source: the annotation of a GenBank genome assembly
AUGCAUGAGAGAAUAAUUUUUAGAGAACUUAUCAAUGAUUCCAUCAACAACAGAUCGGAAGCCUCACUAGUUGUUUUUAAGAAGUAUGUGUUGGAGUUUAGUAAAAGUUGGGAUGAAAAUUAUCCUCUAAUUUGUUUUUGGCAUUCCUUGUGGUGCAGUAAUUGGUUCUCGGACCAGAUGCUCUCAAAUGAGUUAUUAGAGACCUGUCCAAUAUUGCAAGACAUAGUAAGAGAUAAGGCGACAAUAUUCAGUAUUAAUUUUCUCAAAGAAUACAAUGAAGAUGCUGUAGUGAGACUGUUGCAGAGUCUGUUAAAGUACGACAUGAUGACAGAAUAUUCCAAAGUACUUCAGAUAUUAUUUGGUUAUAAAUUGAAACAAAGGGAUCUUCGAGGGUGUACUGAAAUCAUCAAGAACUGCGAAGUUCUGAACAUCUCAUUGCCAUCAAAUCAACAAGGAAAAUACAUCCAAAUGUUAAUACGCAAUAAAUAUACGGAAAAACCUAAAGAGACGCCCAAAAUAGGGGGAAAGAAUUUUAAAAUGAAAUUUUAG